AUGUCGGUUUGCGUGUCAUCGUCCUUGAGUGGUGGGAUGACACAUGCAUCCCAUUUACAUCUUACAUCAACUUUAUCUAUGAUGCAGCAAUCUUUUCAAAGUCACCAUCCAAUGGCUCCAUCGGCAGUUCUAAAUAGUAACCUUGAAAUGUCGCAGACUCAAUCGUCUACACAGCUGCAAACGUCAUCGUCAUCAUCAUCCUCCGACAUUAACGAGCCAAAUCAAGAAAUGCUUUUGGCUUUAAUAGCUAGGAAUAAAACACUCGAAGGUGAGUUCAGAUUGUUCUGA
Clunio marinus is the source of this 288-nucleotide messenger RNA. The record is from the annotation of a GenBank genome assembly. NCBI's taxonomy places the organism in Eukaryota, Metazoa, Arthropoda, Insecta, Diptera, Chironomidae.